This is a messenger RNA of Botrytis sinoallii, 642 nucleotides long. RefSeq lists its product as uncharacterized. The coding region runs from base 1 to 642 and encodes 213 amino acids. Lineage: Eukaryota; Fungi; Ascomycota; Leotiomycetes; Helotiales; Sclerotiniaceae. The transcript is spliced from 2 exons. The record is from RefSeq and is a predicted model, not a curated record.
AUGGCAACCGCAACAGCCCCCGGAGAGAACUUUGAAGUUCGCCAAACCUCUUCGACUGAGGAUUGGCACCCCGACCCUUCCAAAUCUAUCCCUCUGUCUCCCGCUCGUCAAGCACUCAUUGACGAUAUAAUUGCUCUGUAUAGCUGCGAACCUACUAUCGAGCGUGUCAAACGUUACACGCCAGAUUGCGUCUAUGAUGACCAGUUCGUGUAUGCCAAUGAUCGGUACAAGAUGGCUGGACAGUGGUUUGCGCUACCAAAGUUGUUCAAGGAUAGUAAGAACGAGGGGUAUCAGGUUGUAAGAAGUGAUGAUGAAGUGAUUCAAUUUAAGAAUGAACAGUCAUGGACCUUUAAAAUUAUCCCAAAAACUGCCACAAUAAACGCACUCGUGACUUUGUCUCUUGAUCCUGAAACCGUCCACAGCGAUUUCAUACGAGUCAAGUAUCACAAGGAUCAAGCCAAUGAUAAAGACUACAGCCAUGAAGGUGUAGGCUUUUCAUUCAAGAAAUGGCAGGCAGAUCAAGUUGCGAAACACAUGAGCAGUGACGAGGUUGCUGUUUUCAAAGAGGAUAGUACUGCUGGAAAGGAACCUGUUAGGAAGUAUGGCGAUGGUAAGGGCGAAGCUCCACUGAAAGAUUUGUGA